AGCGAUGCUGGGGAACUCUUCAAGACCUCGGCGCGGCAUUUCUGCCGCUGCUUGCGCUUGCAAUGCGCCAAAGGAGAUGUGUUUGUCGGCUGGGCGGGAGAUCACUCUCUCCGUCAGGCGUGCCUUGAGAUAUCCAAGCCCUUCGCUGAAUCUUUAGGAUUGAAAGAAGGUGAGCAGGUUGAGGCCGUUGCGCACGCCGCUCCCAUUGCCAGCAGCGUUAUGGUCCAGCCGAACCGAAUUGAAGAUUGGGAGGUGGUGGAGCUGCAGGCCGGCUUCAUCGAGGAGAACUUGUUGUCCCAGGUCUCCGUGUUGAUGCCCGGCAUGAUCUUCCCCGUGUGGGUGCAUGGUCAGCUCGUUGCCAAACUGCAGCUCGACCCAGCCGACCCCAACACGUCUGAAUGCUUCAUGCUUGGCCGGGAUACGGAGCUGGCCAUUGAGUCGCGCCAGCGAGAGCGAGAGGGGGUGUCCAUGUCAGCUGACGAAGAAGAAGAGAUAUUUCACCUGCGGGUGUUUGGCUUUGACGAGGAUGCUUCUAUGCCUCUUGGCCUUCUUCGUAAGGAGGACCUGGACUCCAUCGCUGGCGGUUUGUCGAGCUGCCUCAUGUGGCUUGAUGCACCAUGCCUGGAGAGGCCGACUGACCAACCCGAAACGCAGCUUCUGCGGCUGACGGUGGACACCAAGGCGCUGGUUCCACCAGGACAUGUGAUUCUGGGCGCCAGCUUCGCGGAGUGGCUCGGCCUCCCGCGCUUCGGCCUGGCGAAGCUCCGGCGCUGUCACCAGGUGCCGGUGUUCGUUCCUCGCGUGGAGUUGGUGCCCUGCGGUCCUGGCUGGGAAGGAGUCAGCCCAUCCUUCAGAGAAGACACCUGCUGGCUUCGUCGGCGCUUCGAAUCUCUGGUCAAAGCCCAGGGUGAAGUUCACUUGGCAGACGGCGCGCCCUUACUCCUGCGGCCUGAGAAGGAUGCCGAGGACGUGGUGAAGGACUCGCUGGCUCCGACCAUGGCAUCCACCUGCACAGUCGGCAGUGGUUCAGAGGCUGAUUUAUACGAGGGCCUGUCUGACAUCGAUGACAUCUAUCAGCGGCAAGAGCUUCCAAUUUGCGCAGAUGCCGAGUGCGGUGUGUACGAGGUCGACCUGGGUUUGGACUUGGUCGAAAUGCUGCCCAAUUCGAGCUCCUGCCGCCCAGAACAGAUGGAGACUCCGCAGGCCAUUCUUGUGUACAUACGACUUGCAGUGGGUGCUGCUCGGGACCUCCGGAAUGGACGGGAGCCGCCCUUUGCGAGAAUCUCUGGGGGCGAGCCCAUGGUGACCAUUGCAGACCUGGAAAGCGGAACGUCCGCCCCUUCCAGACCGAAAAUGGACCCUCUAGGUCGUCUCUGGUCGGGCCUGCCUCGAGAUCCCCCCGAGGACUGGACGGGCGUCGUGGAGUUGGUGCCGCCCUUUUGCUCUGGGCCCAUUGACGCGAUGUCGAUGGUGUCUGAGUCGGCCGAGACGCUGCAUCGGUACCUACAGGCCUGCUUGGGUGCCAGUGGGAAGGGUGGCAUGUUUGCGAAGACCGCAGACCCCAGACUUGGCGUGGCCGUUCCAGGCAUGGUUGCUGUCACCGGAUCUCCCGGGUCCGGCAAAACCAGGCUGUGCCGGCGCAUUCUCUCGCAGAUGAUGGCGGAUGGAGUUUUGCCACUGCAGGUGAUGUGUGGCAAGCUGGGCCCAGCGAAGAAGUUCACGACUGUGCAGGAGUGGCUGCGCGCCGUGGUCUUCUUUGCUUGCUGGUAUUCCCCCUGUGUGGUGCUGCUUGAUGACUUUGGUGCGCUUUGUCCCGAUGUGGAGCCUGGUGCGCCAAACCUCUCGAUCACGGAGGAGCGCUCGUCUCUGCUGGCCGAAAUGUUGCUGGACCUGCUUCCAGAGGUUCGGUCCAGCGGUGCCCGAGUCGCCUUUGUGGUGACCAUCCCGGAUGAUUCGUCCGUGCACCGGAUGCUUUGGACGUGGCCAGCGCUGGAGCACAAGGUGGCAAUUCGUCAGCCUCAGUUGAAGGAGCGGCCGGAGAUUCUCAUGGCGCUGGUUCAGCUGAAGGUUGUGGGCCUCAGUUGGCAGUUUGGCCACAUCUGUUGUUUUUUUUUCAGGUGGAGGAGGGCUGGGAUGCAAAGCUGGCCUGAUUUGGGUGGCAGAACUGGCCAAUCGAUUGGCCCGAUUCUUCCAUGUGCUGGGACCAAAAUCCGGUUGUCCGCUCGAUGUCCAUGCCAGGUGGAGCAGGCGCUGCUCGCAGAGGGAGCUCUGGAUGCCUGGGGCGGGCGUGUGGAUGGCUUCAGCAUCGCGGAUCUCUGCGACCUCGUGGAGCGUGCCUGCGUUGAGGCCAACGUGCAGGCCAGCGGAGAACGGCUGCGUGACGGCACCUCUGAGUGGGGCAAGCAGCGCCUCUGCAUGGAGCAGUUGCAGAAGGCCUGCGAGGACUUUGUCCCGGCCACCAUGGCAGACCAGACGUUCUUCACUUCGGAGGUUCAGUUGGCUGACAUUGGAGGCCUGCAGAGCGCCAAACAGGAGCUGAUGGACAUGUUGACCAUGCCUACAAGAUAUGCGGUUCUGCUUGACCGUGCUCCUGUUCGAACUCGCAAGGGCCUCAUGCUUGUCGGCCCACCUGGCUGUGGCAAGACUAUGCUCAUACAGGCGGCAGCUCACGAGACGAAGGGACUGCUCAGGUUCCUCUCUGUCAAGGGGCCCGAGCUUCUUUCCAAGUACAUCGGGGAGUCGGAAGCCGGUGUGCGCAAGGUCUUUGAGCGAGCAGCGGCCGCUGCGCCAGCUGUCAUUUUCUUUGAUGAAAUCGAAGCAUUGACACCCAAACGUGGAGCUGACUCCACGGGCGUCACGGACCGCGUGGUCAACCAGAUGCUGUGCUACCUGGAUGGGGUUGAGGACAGAGGCCGAGUCUUUGUGGUUGCUGCAACUGGGAGACCGGACAUGGUUGAUCCUGCCCUGAUGCGUCCCGGCCGCUUUGACAAGAUCUGCUACUGUGGCCUUCCUUCCGAGGCGGAGAAGCUUGACAUUUGUCAAGUACUGGCAAGGAAGAAUAAGCUCACGGACGGCGCUCCGGCUUCAGCAGAAGCUGACCUCAAUGUGCAGCUCCGGCAGUUGGUGUCGCGCCUACCCCGGUUGUUCACCUCUGCGGACAUCAAUGCCCUCUUCUCGUCUGCGAAGAUCGAGGCGGUGAAUGAGAAGCUCAAGAAGGAGGCAGUUGGAGAGCCGAAGAUCACCAUGGGUCACUUGUACACCGCACUGGAGAGCGCCAAGGCCUCCGUCUCUGAGUCGGACGAGCGGCGGCAUGCGCAGAUCUUUGCGCCAUACUGUGGCGGAAGCGGCAGCAGGGGAGGUCUUGGCGAGACUGCCAAGGCUGUGAAGGUUGCACUUGCCUGAGAUGGCUCACCGCGCGCGCGCGC
Messenger RNA from Effrenium voratum, 3425 nucleotides. Lineage: Eukaryota; Dinophyceae; Suessiales; Symbiodiniaceae. The record is from the annotation of a GenBank genome assembly.